Messenger RNA from Rotaria sp. Silwood2, 636 nucleotides. The record is from the annotation of a GenBank genome assembly. NCBI's taxonomy places the organism in Eukaryota, Metazoa, Rotifera, Eurotatoria, Philodinida, Philodinidae.
AUGGGAUCUAACUCAUCACAACCACCAGCAGAAUUAAGUGAAGAAGAUAUAGAAUUUAUUUCAAGUAAAGCUAAAAUUGAUAACGACAGUGUUCGAGUUUGGUAUGAAAAACUUAAGGCUGCUUGUCCAAAUGGAAAAAUUUCUAAGGCAGAUACAGUGAGCUUCUUAAGAAGUAUUAAUAGUGGUAAAGAAGAACAAAUUGAAAAACAAGCAACUGAUAUUCAUAAGGCAUUUGACGCAAAUAAUGAUGGCAUUGUUGAUCAGCGUGAAUUUUUAAUUGGUUUUGCAUUAACUUCUAAUGGUAGCAUACGUGAGAAGCUUAAAUAUGUUUUUCGAACGUAUGAUCAUGAUAAAGAUGGUUAUAUUAAUAAAAAAGAAAUUGAUCGAAUGGUUAAAAUUGCAAUGAGACUUCAUGCAAAAGAUGAUCCUGAAAAUACUUCACGUAUUAUUGACGAAUUAAAACGAUCACUUGAACAUCUUAAUCAAGGCAAAGAUCUCGAUGAUUUAAAAAUAACUUCAAAAGAAUUUAUUCAGUUAUUAAUGGAAAAUAAAGAACUAUGCGAAUUAGUAUCACCGUUUAAUAUUGAACAACCACGAGAGGUCAUUGUUCAACAACCACAUGCUCAGUCAAAAUAG